This is a messenger RNA of Tilletiopsis washingtonensis, 6972 nucleotides long. RefSeq names its product putative ATP dependent RNA helicase. Gene Ontology annotation, molecular function: nucleic acid binding; ATP binding. The record is from RefSeq and is a predicted model, not a curated record. Lineage: Eukaryota; Fungi; Basidiomycota; Exobasidiomycetes; Entylomatales. Bases 249 to 6878 code for a protein of 2209 amino acids. Gene Ontology annotation, cellular component: nucleus. The transcript has 4 exons.
CUGACCGCCCACUCCACCCGCCGUGCUGCUCGCCACCCUCCCUCAGCGACAGACGAGCCGCCGCUCCUUCGCACCGCCGUGGUCCUCUGCGCCGCUCCCGGCCCGUUCCCUGUUCUCGGCCCCGGUCCCGUUCUUGCACGCCCCCUUGCGCCGGACUGCUCUCGCACCGCGACAGCCUGCAGCGGCCCGGCUGCUCGCCGCAUCUCCUUCCCUCGGCCGUGCGCUAGCGCCGCUGCGCCGCCGCCGCCAUGCCGCCGAAGAAGCAGGACCUCUCGGGCUACCAGUACAGCGCCAUCUCGUCGCUCGUCACGCAGACCGACCGCCGUCUCGUUGACCGCCACGACAAUGAGCCGACCGGCGCGCCCGAGACGCUCGUCGGGCGCAUCGACCCCAAGGCGAUGGGCUCGCGCGCCGGCCGCGAGGGCAUCAAGGACCUCGACAAGAAGCGCAAGAAGGCCGAGGAGGACGGCGAGGUGCGGCGGCCACGGCCCGCGACCGGCCAGGCCGCCGUCGGGCAGGGCUAUGCCGACGUGCUGCAGGCCACCGCCGACAUCGAGGGCCUCUCGUACGUGCCGCGCACCGCCGAGACGCGCGAGACGUACGAGAUGAUCCUCAACAUGACGCUGCGCGCGCUCGGCGACCAGACGUCCGACGUCGUGCGUUCUGCCGCCGACGGCGUCAUCGAGACGCUCAAGCUCGACGACCUGCGUGACUCGGAGAAAGCCAAGGAGAUCGAGUCGAUUCUCGGCGUGAAUCUCGACGCCGAGACGUUUGGGCAGCUGCUGAACCUGUCGAAGAAGCUCACCGACUACUCGGUCGAGGGCGAGGAGACCGGCGACCCCGACGCUGACCGGAGAGGCGCUCUCGAUGAGGACGGCGUGGCCGUGCUGUUUGAGAACGAAGAGGAGGAGGAGGAUGACAAAGAGCAGGACACGUACGUCGUACGCGAGGAGAGCGACGACGAGGACGAGGAUGCUGCGCCGAAGGACGAGGACGCGGCAGAGGAGGCGCAGGACGGAGCCUCGGACGCGUCUGGCGAGGAGAAGCUCGUCAUUGGCGAGCGGAAUGGCACGGCGGCAGGGCGAGGGGCAGCAGGCGCGGACACUGGCGUCCUGUCGCCACACCAGGUCGACUCGUUCUGGCUGCAGCGGCUGCUCACCGGCGCGUACCCCGACGCGCACGAGGCCACAGAGAAGGCCAGCCGCGCGCUGGAUAUCCUCGGCCACGACACGAGCGCGCGCGACGCUGAAAACGACCUGAUGGAGCUGUUCGACUACGACAAGUUCGACAUCGUGCAGACGCUCAUCCGCAACCGCGAGGUCGUGGUGUGGUGCACGCGCCUCGGCCGCGCCGACGAGACGUCGCGCGCCGACGUCGAGGUGGAGAUGCGCGAGCGCGGCGUGGGCUGGAUCCUCAAGGCGCUGCGCGGCGACACCAAGUCGGGCGCGGCGCCGGCGGGCCUGGUGCCGAUGGACAUCGACGACGAUGCCAAGGCGCGUGCGCACCGCAUCACCACGGCCGCCACGCUGGCGCCGGGCUCGACGCUGGCGCCGCGCAAGGGUGUCGACCUCGAGGCGAUGGCGUUCAGCGCAGGCGGGCAUCUCAACUCGAAUGCCAAGGUGCGGCUGCCCGAGGGCAGCUACAAGCGCAGCAAGAAGGGCUACGAGGAGAUCCACAUCCCCGCGCCGACGAAGCGUACCGUGCCCGAGAACGAGAUCGUGCCCAUCUCUGCGCUGCCGGCGUGGGCGCAGAGCGCGUUCCCCGGCGCCAAGGCGCUGAACCCGGUGCAGUCGCGUUGCUACCCGAUUGCGUUUGGCGAGGACGAGCCGAUGCUGCUGUGCGCGCCGACGGGCGCGGGCAAGACGAACGUCGCGAUGCUGACGAUGCUCAACGAGAUGAGCAAGUGGCGCGACGAGCGCACCGGCGCGUUCGACCUCAACGCCUUCAAGAUCGUCUACGUCGCGCCGAUGAAGGCGCUCGUCGCCGAGCAGGCCGAGAACUUCCGCGCGCGCCUCAGCCACUACGGCAUCACCGUCAACGAGCUGACGGGCGACAGCCAGCUGACGAAGCAGCAGAUUGCCGAGACGCAGGUCAUCGUCACGACGCCGGAGAAGUGGGACGUCAUCUCGCGCAAGAGCACGGACACCAGCUACACGAACCUCGUGCGGCUCAUGAUCGUCGACGAGAUCCACCUGCUGCACGACGACCGCGGGCCGGUGCUCGAGUCGAUCAUUGCACGCACGAUCCGCAAGAUGGAGCAGCUCAACGACCCCGUGCGGCUCGUCGGCCUCUCGGCGACGCUGCCAAACUACAAGGACGUCGCCACGUUCCUGCGCGUGAACCCGAAGCGCGGCCUGUUCUACUUCGAGGCGGCCUACCGGCCGUGCCCGCUGAAGCAGGAGUACGUCGGCAUCACGGAGAAGAAGGCCAUCCGGCGCUUCCAGGUGAUGAACGACGUGUGCUACGAGAAGACGCUUGAGCAGGCGGGCAAGAACCAGGUGCUCAUCUUCUGCCACUCGCGCAAGGAGACGGCCAAGACGGCCAAGUUCAUCCGCGACCACGCCAUGGAGAACGACACGCUGCAGCAGUUCCUGCCGCAGAGCUCGGCCAGCCGCGAGGUGCUCCAGACUGAGCUGGAGAACGUCAAGGACGCGAACCUGCGCGACGUCAUGCCGUACGGCUUCGGCAUCCACCACGCCGGCAUGAACCGCGCCGACCGGCAGCUGGUCGAGGACCUGUUCGGCGACGGCCAUCUGCAGGUGCUCGUGUCCACGGCGACGCUGGCGUGGGGAGUGAAUCUGCCGGCGCACACCGUCAUCAUCAAGGGCACGCAGAUCUACAAUCCCGAGAAGGGUCGCUGGUGCGAGCUGUCGCCGCAGGACAUGCUGCAGAUGCUCGGCCGCGCCGGCCGGCCGCAGUACGACACGUUCGGUGAGGGCAUCAUUAUCACGAACCACGAUCAGCUGCAGUACUACCUCAGCCUGCUCAACCAGCAGCUGCCGAUCGAGUCGCAGCUCGUGUCGAAGCUCGCCGACAACCUCAACGCCGAGAUUGUGCUCGGCACGAUCCGCAACCGCGACGAGGCCGUGGCGUGGCUCGGCUACACGUACCUCUACGUGCGCAUGCUGCGCACGCCCGCGCUCUACUCGAUCACCGCCGACUACGCCGACGACGACCCGUUCCUGGAGCAGAAGCGCGCCGACAUCAUCCACUCGGCCGCGGUGAUCCUGGAGAAGUGCGGCAUGCUGCGCUACGACCGCAAGACGGGCCAGUUCGCCACCAACGACCUGGGCCGCGUCGCGUCGCACUACUACAUUGCACACACGAGCAUGGCGACGUAUCUGCAGCACCUCAAGCCGCACCUCGGCAUGAUCGAGCUGUUCCGCAUCUUUGCGCUCUCCGACGAGUUCAAGCACCAGAUGGUGCGGCAGGACGAGAAGCUCGAGGUCGGCAAGCUGCUGGAGCGCGUGCCGAUCCCGGUCAAGGAGACACUCGAGGACCCCGCCGCGAAGAUCAACGUGCUGCUGCAGACGUGGAUCUCGCAGCUGAAGCUCGAGGGCUACGUGCUGGCCGCCGACAUGGUGUACGUCACGCAGUCGGCGGGCCGCAUCCUGCGCGCGCUGUUUGAGAUCUGCCUGCGCCGCGGCUACGCGCGCCUGAGCCACGUCGCGCUCGACCUCUGCAAGAUGGUCGAGGGCCGGCAGUGGGGCUCGAUGACGCCUCUGCGUCAGUUCAAGGGCGUGCCGCCGGGCCUCGUGCGCCGCCUCGAGCGCAUGGAGUACCCGUUCAACCGCCUGCGCGACCUCGAGCCCAACGAGAUCGGCGAGCUGAUCGGCGAGCCCAAGGCCGGCCGUCUGGUGCACCGCCUCGUGAACCAGUUCCCGCGUCUCGAGCUGCAGGCCUUCUUCCAGCCGAUCACGCGCUCGCUGCUGCACGUGCAGCUCACCAUCACGCCGGACUUCCAGUGGGACGAGAAGCACCACGGCGGCGCGCAGAGCUUCCACAUCAUCGUCGAGGACGUCGACGGUGAGGCGGUGCUGUUCCACGACACGUUCCUGCUGCGCCAGCGCUACGCGCAGGAGGAGCACUCGGUCACCUUCACCGUGCCGAUGACCGACCCGGUGCCGCCGAACUACUACAUCUCCGUCGUUAGCGACCGCUGGCUGCAGAGCGAGGUGCGCCUGCCGAUCUCGUUCAAGAACCUCAUCCUGCCCGAGAAGUUCCCGCCGCACACGCGCCUCGAGGACCGGCAGCCCAUGCCCGUCCGGUCGCUGGAGAGCGGCGAGGCGCAGGCGCUCUAUGCCGAUGCGUUCGACACGUUCAACAAGAUCCAGACGCAGACGUUCCACUCGCUCUACGAGACGGACGACUCGACGUUCGUCGGCGCACCGACGGGCAGCGGCAAGACGGUCUGUGCGGAGCUCGCGAUGAUGCGCCUCUGGGCCGAGAGCCGGUCACGCGGCGACGAGCAGACGCCGCGCACGGUGUGCAUCGUGCCGUUCGACGCCAUGCUGCCGCCGCGCGUGGCCGAGUGGAAGGCCAAGUUUGCGUCCUUCGGCGGCGGCAAGGAGAUCGUCGGGCUCACCGGCGAGACGAGUGCCGAUCUGCGGCUGCUCGAGCUGGCCGACGUCGUGAUCGCGACGCCUGAGCAGUGGGACGUGCUCUCGCGCCGCUGGCGCCAGCGCAAGAAUGUGCAGUCCGUCGGCCUGUACAUCGCCGACGAGGUGCAGAUGCUCGGCGACUGGCGCCUCGGGCCGACGUACGAGAUCGUCCUGUCGCGCGCGCGCUUCGUGGCCGCCCAGACGGGCAACAAGACGCGCUUCGUCGCGCUCAGCGUGCCGCUGGGCAACGCGCGCGACCUGGGCGACUGGCUGGGCUGCCCGGCCGCGUCGGUGUACAACUUCUCGCCGGCCGCACGGCCAGUGCCGGUCGAGGUGCACCUGCAGAGCUUCUCGAUUCCGCACUUCCCCUCGCUCAUGAUCGCCAUGGUCAAGCCGGCGUACCUGGCCAUCGUCGAGCACGCGGCCGACUCGCCCGUGCUCGCAUUUGUGCCCUCGCGCAAGCAGACGAAGCUCACGGCCAACGACCUGCUCUCGUACGUGCUUGCCGACAGCGAGCGCGAGGGCGGCGAGAGCCGCUUCCUCAACAUCGAGGCCGACGACCUCAAGCCGCACCUGGCGCGCCUGCAGGACCGCGACCUGGCCGAGACGCUCGAGCACGGCAUCGGCUUCUACCACGAGGGCCUGUCGCGCGGCGACCGCACCAUCGUGGAGCGCCUGUACAACGCCGGCGCGAUCCAGGUCGUGAUCGCGAGCAAGGAGGUCGCCUGGUCCAUUCCGCUCACGGCGCACCUCGUGCUCAUCCUCAGCGUGCAGUCGUACGAGGGCAAGGAGCACCGCUACAUCGACUAUCCGCUCACGGACGUGCUGCAGAUGGUCGGGCGCGCCACGCGCAUCGGCGCCAGUGGCCAGGGCAGCCGCUGCGUGCUGCUCUGCCAGGCGACGCGCAAGGCCUUCUUCAUGAAGUUCCUCGCCGAGGGCCUGCCGGUCGAGAGCCGGCUGAGCUCGUACGCGCAGGACUUCUUCAACGCCGAGAUCGUCGCGCGCACUAUCGACGACAAGCAGAGCGCCGUCGACAUCCUCACGUGGACGCUCAUGUACCGGCGCCUGCAGCAGAACCCGCAGGCGUACAACUGCCAGGGCUCGUCAAUGCAGCACAUCGGCGAUUUCCUCUCCGAGCUCGUCGAGACGACGCUGGCCGACCUCGAGAACGCCAAGUGCAUCACGAUCGAGGACGAGAUGGACGUGGCGCCGCUGAACCUGGGCAUGAUCUCGAGCUUCUACAACAUCUCCUACGUCUCGAUCGACGUCUUCAACAUGUCGCUCAAGGAGCGCACGAAGAUGAAGGGCCUGCUCGAGAUUGUCAGCUCGGCGGCCGAGUUCGAGGACAUUCCGAUCCGGCAGCACGAGGACGUGGUGCUGCGCCGCAUCUACGACCGCCUGCCGCACAAGCUCGAGAAGAUCAACCUCCAGAGCCCGUAUCACAAGGUCUUUGUGCUGCUGCAGGCGCACUUUGCGCGCCUCUCGCUGCCGCCGGACCUGGAGAGCGACCAGAAGCUGAUCCUCGGCAAGAUCCUGAAUCUGCUGAGCGCCUGCGUCGACGUCAUGAGCUCAAACGCGUACCUCAACGCGCUCGUCGCCAUGGAGCUGAGCCAGAUGUGCGUGCAGGCCGUGUGGGACCGCGACUCGCCGCUGCGGCAGGUGCCGCACUUCACGCCCGACGUCAUCGAGCGCUGCAAGGCGCGCGGCAUCGAGGAUGUGUUUGCGCUCGGCGACACGCUGCCCGACCUCUCGGACAAGGAGCGCGACGCGCUGCUGCAGAUGGACAAGCGGCAGCUCGCCGACGUUGCGCGCUUCACCAACGCCUUUCCCUACGUCGAGGUGUCCUUUGAGAUCGAGGAGCAGGACGCGCUCUCGGCCGGCGCGCCGAUUACGCUCAACGUGACGCUAGCGCGCGACGAGGACGACGAGGACGACGAGGAGCCGGCGGACCCGACCGUCGUGGCGCCGUACUACCCGAACCGCAAGCUGUGCAACUGGUGGCUCGUCGUCGGCGACCCGGGCGCGCGCACGCUGCUCUCCAUCAAGCGCGUUACCAUCACAAAGACGCUGCAGACGAAGCUCGAGUUCACGCUGCCCAAGGGCGUGCACAGCCGCCUCAAGCUCUUCCUCAUGUCCGACUCGUAUCUCGCCGCGGACCGCGAGCUGGAGCUGCCCGCGCUGGAUGUGGCCGAGGGCGAGGACAGCGACGAGGACAGUGACGAGUCGUCGGCCGCCGCGUCCGACGACGACGAGGACACCGAGAUGGCCGAGGCCUGAGGAGACGUGUUCCGCCCUCCUGCCCGCGCAUGACUGCUUCCUGCUUCACCCCUGUACUCUAGACUUGACGUCGCAAAACUGCCUCCUGACCCAC